Messenger RNA from Lycium ferocissimum, 1287 nucleotides. RefSeq lists its product as uncharacterized. The record is from RefSeq and is a predicted model, not a curated record. Gene Ontology annotation, cellular component: cytoplasm. Gene Ontology annotation, biological process: protein refolding. NCBI's taxonomy places the organism in Eukaryota, Viridiplantae, Streptophyta, Magnoliopsida, Solanales, Solanaceae. The transcript has 4 exons. Bases 176 to 1081 code for a protein of 301 amino acids.
AUUGUUAAGAGACCAUUUAUGUCUUUUCUCACAAAAGAAGAUACUUUUUUUCACUUAAGUUCAGAUGUAACUGUCUGUUCUGUAUUUUCUCUCCGUCUUCACCUGUUUGAGUUUUCAACUGCUAACACAAAGCUCAGAGUAGCAAUGGAAGUCUAAAUAAGAGCAGUUUCAUAACAUGCAGAGCUCUCUCUUUUUGGCUCCCACUUCCAUUGAUAAAGGUGGUAGCUCCAACCAGAACUUAUCUUUUGGACCAUGGGCAUGGCCUAGCAAGCGCAUAGGUACUUUUCAUCCUCGUGCCCAGGUUUCAGCAUCUGCUAUCGGUGGUGGGCAGCAGAGCCACUAUAGCAUGCUUGGUGUUCCACACAAUGCUUCUUCUGUUGAUAUAAAAAAGGCUUAUCGUCUUCUUGCUCUCAAGUAUCAUCCUGAUGUUAGCAAGGAUUCAGGAGCUGAUGAGAUUUUCAAGAAAAUCCAUCUCGCAUAUGAUGUAUUAUCUAAUGAAUCAUCAAGAAAUCAGUAUGAUCAAUCUCUUCGACAUCAGGAUUAUACUGAUAAACCUUUGGGGGGAAAUUGGGAGUAUGACUUUGAAUAUUACAAUGGCAUAAGGACCUAUAGGUGGUCUGAUCUCAAACAAAAAAUGCAAAGAGAGAGAUAUUGGGAAAACUUCUCCUCUUAUUAUGAUGAAGAGGUGGAUUCCGAAGAAGAAACUCCACAAGAAGAAAGGGGUCCGUUCUCGGAAGUGCUCAAAUCUGCCUUUCUCUCAUUAUUCUUAAUGUACACCGUAGGUAUUCGUUUGUCUUUGACAUUUAGUAGCCUCAUGGCCUUGCUUGACCGAAAGUUGGACACUGGAUACAAGAUUGGUUAUUUACUCGCUUGGAUUUUGGGGGGCAGAGGCGGUGUUUUACUUACGUUAUGCCUUUCGUUUGCAAGCUGGCUUUGUGGAAAAACCAGCAGUAGCCUAGUUGCGUUGGUGGUUGUGGCCAUGUGGGUCGGGUCCAAUGUUGCUCGAUAUGCUCCGGUCCCACAAGGUGCCAUUCUUACUCUAUUGUACAUGUCAAUCAAGUUACAAGUUGAUCUUAGUUAAAGCUUCUGCAACAGAGUGACCACUUUCUUAAUAUGCCACUAUUGAAGUCUGUAAAUAUGCUCCACAAUAACUUUCAUUUAUGUUUCUUGUAGUGUAGUCAAUUAUGAGACAGAAUAAUUUAAAUUCGUUAUAAUUUUCUGAUAAGUUGGUUCUUGAAUGUAAAUGCAUAAUCAAAAGUUUAAGUAUCUACAACUUGUUCAUGGUCA